GCAUCUUGUGAAGUAGUUCACUUUUUGUAAUGCAGUCACGAUGUUGUUACUUACGGAUUACAAUGUAUUAAUUGAAUCUUUACAGACUUAUCGUUCUGAGUGUGUUUUAGCUCAUCUUCAGAGUGGUUGUUUUUUUAACUCUGAUAUUACGAGUUUAUUUUGCGGUGCUGAGGCUCGCAUUGAUCGCAACAUUAAGCGUUAUCUUUCUGCGCCAUGUACAUUUCCUUCAUUACAUUCUGUUAUUCCUCCUUAUGCUCCUUCUACUGCUUUGAGUGUUUGCCGUGAUUCCAUUGCUGGUGUGUAUCACGACUUGGAGACUGGUAAAUGCAUUAGUCGCAUAUCGCGUGGUGUAUAUUCAUCUCGUGUUACGGAUGGCGUUCCGGAUUUGGGUGGCACCUGCACUCAUUUGAGUGCUGCUUCUGAUUGCAGCAGUCCUUUGGUUUUUUUAUCGAGUGCUCUUGGUGACAUUAAUGUCAUUGAUUUACGUGUUGGUGUGAAGGGUGAAUUUGGUCAGCCUGUGAUACGUUUAAGUCGUUGUCAUUCAGGCGCCAUAUCAUCUAUGUAUAAUUUUCGUGGUUUUAAUUUUAGUCUGAUAUCUGGUGGUUUUGAGGACGGCAAGCUUCACUUUUAUGAUCUUCGUUAUCCUUAUGACCAUGUUAACAGUUCAUUUACGGAGUGUCCGUUAAUAUUGCGUACUUUUGAGAUACACUUACGCAAUCAGACAAAGUAUUCGGAGAUGGAUGAGAGUUCUCAGCAGAUUUUGAAUCACAUGAAGUUGGGUCGUAUUACUGACCUUGCUGUUACUCAUGAUGAGCGUUUGAUAGCUGUGAGCAAUGCUCAGUCUGAGUUGGCUAUUUGCACAGCUCAUGAGGACGUCCGUGUGAUGAAGAUGGGUUUCUUAUCUCCUAAGGAUGAUUAUGCUACAUCAAUUCACUUUGGUCAGAACGACCUUCAGCUUUACUGUGCUACUUAUGACUUGUUUGCUGGUAUUGAGCGUUGUAAACGAUAUAUACAGGUAAAUUAUGACAGUGAUUCUCCUGAGUCCGAUGAACCACUUCCAUAUCCGUAUAACUUUGUCUCUUGGCCUAUGUUGAAUUUCCAGAGUAACAACUGGGUUACUACGCCUGUGGAGCGUUUUAGUUACGGUGACGACUUUAAUUUACUUGAGGAUUUCCAUCGUGGUUGCUUAUUCGGUGGUGACUUCACAUACUCCGGUGGAUCAUCGGGCGAUGCUUCUGGGUCCGACUCGUUAUUGGACUGCAUAUCGGUUACCAAGGGUGCGGAGGCCGCAUCCCGUCAUAGGUUAUUCAGGAACCGUAGUCCUGGCAUUUUGAAUCCGUUUGUAUUUACUCCCUACGGUGAGUACAUAGUGUCUACUGGUGGUUGUGAGUCUGCUGUUGCCACUGUGGACGUCUGGCAUCCAGAGCGCCAGGAGCUGAUAUCUUCUAGCAGUACUCCGGAGACCCGUGGAGUUCGAUUUGAGCACAUAUGUGCUUCAGAGGGCGGUGUUGUUCUUCUUAGCGGUUCCUUUGAGCGUGCUGUGGAUUACAGCAUAUCUGCUAAUACUCAUGAGAAGCAACUGAACAAGUGCGUCUGUGUGAUGAAGCUGGUUCCUGAUGGCGUGCUAGAUUCUAGUAUUGAGUCUCCGCCGUUGCACUGCUCUGUUAUUUAAAUAUCAGAUUCUGAGUCUGAAUCGUCG
Messenger RNA from Babesia bovis T2Bo, 1699 nucleotides. RefSeq lists its product as uncharacterized. NCBI's taxonomy places the organism in Eukaryota, Apicomplexa, Aconoidasida, Piroplasmida, Babesiidae. Bases 41 to 1672 code for a protein of 543 amino acids. The transcript is spliced from 2 exons. The record is from RefSeq and is a predicted model, not a curated record. Gene Ontology annotation, molecular function: protein binding.